GGCUGCGAGGGCCGAGGGGCGGCUGGGGGCAGCGGAGCUUACAUUUCUAUUAGCCGGUAGCACCUGAAACUUGGAAAGCUGAGCGCAUAGGUGCCAUCAGAGGUGGCGGUGUCAGGGCAGCAGCAUCGCAAGCUGAGGAGAGCCUCGCCGCCAGAGGCGUGUCGUGAUCCGUCUGUGUGCUGGUUUGGGUGACACAGGACUAAUUUCUCUUCUAAUGCUUGGGGAAACUGCAGUUUUAGAAGACUCUAGUGUCUGAAUUUGUGAAAAUACUUACUUUAUAGCCAGCUAUAGUGCGGGUGUUUCAAGGUCUCACUGUUUUUGAGCUCGCCAGGGAUGAGGAGGAGCGAGACCCGGGCACUUGACCCAAGCUGCCAACAGGAUUAUUUCAUACCAUGGAUAUCACGUUCAAUGUAAAUUAGAAAGUUUGCUGCGUAGCGCCCUCUAUUCCUUGAUGGCUGCGAUCCUGAGAACUUCUCACCCUGGUGCCAGAGCCCUGAGCCCUUCCCUUCCUCCCGAAGCCGCAGCGCUCGCAGAGUCCCACAUUGGCUGUCCCCGGCUGGGAGUGCAGAUAGAAUGGGCUGGGUAUAGUCCUUGUAUAUUGGAAUUAGGAUCAAUAUGGUUUCUUUAGUGUUGUUAUUUUACUUAGUCUUAUCCUAUUAAAUCUGUUUAUAUUUCAACCCUUGGGUUUCCUUGUUUUUCCUCGAUUCCCCUUCUCAUGUGGGGAGGGGUCAUCAGUUGACAGAGUAAUUGCCUAAAUGACAAUAAAUUGUUGUGGGUUUCUUAAACCAUCACAGCCUGCCAAGGCCUCGCCCUGCAGGGGCCACUUACUCAGCCACAAAUCCUGUGUGUGAGACCCAGGAUUUAGUCUGCGGGGCAGAAUGUGCUGAAACUCAGGCAGGGACAGUGCGACAGUGUCCCCGAGGUAACCCAGAGAGGUCGUUGUAGCACAGAGCCCAGCGGCCAUUCUGGGAGUUGGAAAGGUUAAGUGAAAAGUCCUCAAGUGUUUUGGCAUGUCUUGUGUCAAAUACGGUGCUUCAGCAGCAUUUUGCAUGCUGAUUAUUUCAGUAUAAUGCUGAGUACAAACUUCAAACUCUGUAACGGUGGAAAAAAAAUCCCACAUGGAUUUAAAUAAUCUAUUUCAGUCUUGUGCCUUUGUACUUUUGUUAUGCUAUGAAAGAAACAGAGUUCCUUGCUGAUUGUUUUAAGAGGUAGACUUGGAAGAUGUAUUUUUACAGUGUGCUUUCCAACAGGGACUGCAUUUUUUUAAGUGAAUUUAUAUAAGCAAUAAUAUGCAAGCUAUUCAGAUUUCAAUUUUUACACUUGAACUUAAAAUAUGAUUCAUGCCUUUUUGAUUAAGGGGUUUAUAUGCCUUUAUUUGUAACUUGUCUUAUAAUAUACGUGAAAUAUACAAUUCCAUCAAAAAUUAUUUUGCUGAUUUAAAACUAUUUUCUUAGAAUUGUAGCAGGGGAAAAGCAAAUUCUUUCAAAACAUUUGGGGCAUUUAUAUCCACUUUGGUAAAAGGUUUCGCCGCCGCCAGUGAAUUGAACUGAUGAUUUUUUUACUAUUUUCUGUGUGUUCCAAUAAUUCUCUCUCUCUCCUCCCCCCCCCCCGGACUACAAUUCCCAUGAGGCCCUGCGGCGCGGCGGCUGCGCGCGGGGGUCGCCGGGACGGAGGCGGGCGGUUCAAGGCGGCGGGAGCCGACAUGGAGGAGAAGCUCCAGCGGAUUGCCUUAUGGCUAAAGAAAAUAUAUAAGAAUCAGCCUAUUCCAGCAUUUGAAGCGAAUAAAAGGACAGUUGAUAUCUUGUAUGACCUUGCAGAGCGCAAUGAAGCUAGAGAUAGGGAUGUUUCUUUGCUGAUAGAGGACAUGAUGCAGAAGGCAACAGAAUAUGAAGCAGAAGCUAAGUAUCUACAAGGCCUUCUUGGAGAAAGCCUGGCUCUUUCCCCGUCUAGUCUGUCCAGCAAAGGCACCAGCUACCUCGAUGUCCUGGUAAACAGCGCAAUGAUACUUGAAACAAAGGACACUUCUCUUGUCAGCUUCUUCUGUGCCAUCAAUGAUAUGACAUCGGAGCUGUAUGCAACAGAAUUAAAAAACAGGCAAAUGGAACUGGAAUUGAAGGACAGGAUGAAAAAAUUAACUGGAGCGCUGAUGCUGGAAAAGCAGAUACGGGAGGAUCUUGAAAAAACAGAGAAAUACCUGGAACUCGAAAUGUCCAAGGCUGAAUAUCAAUCCCAGAAAAUAAAGUUCCUGACAGAUAAAUCUAAGGAUUUCAAAGUCAGGAUCAAGGCUGCUGAGGACCAGCUUACUGCCACAGGGCUGCACAAGUCGCUGACACACGAGUCACUCAUGAGCCUGUCUGAGGAACUGGCUCAACUGCAGCAAGAAACUGCGCCUGUGAAGAAGAAACUGCAGUCCUACUUAGACUUACCUCCUAGUCUUUCUCUUGCAAAAGUGAAGAUUGAAGAAUUAAAACAAGAACUGAACACCAUGGAGGCACAGUUCUCAAAGCACAUUGACUCGCUGACUCUUGAGAUGUUAGAGACCAGAAAAUUCCAGUUCACCUGAAGUGGCCUGCGUGGAAGAAGAUUUCCCUUCUAUUGUCUGUUUGUUUGCACUAGCAAAUAGCACAUUUUGGACUUUCUACUGUACUUCUGCCACUUUCUGCCUUGCUUUUCUUGCUGUUGGAUGGUACAGUUGUGACCUUCCAGCAAGCACACUCACUUUUAGGGGUUCAUGUAGCAUUGCAUUUGUAAAAAUCACCUGUUUUUCAUAAAAUAAUCACCAUGCUUACUUGUUUUCUUUAGCUGUUUUUU
Chroicocephalus ridibundus (black-headed gull) is the source of this 2811-nucleotide messenger RNA. RefSeq names its product HAUS augmin like complex subunit 1 (gene HAUS1). The record is from RefSeq and is a predicted model, not a curated record. The transcript is spliced from 9 exons. Gene Ontology annotation, biological process: spindle assembly; centrosome cycle. NCBI's taxonomy places the organism in Eukaryota, Metazoa, Chordata, Aves, Charadriiformes, Laridae. Gene Ontology annotation, cellular component: HAUS complex; cytosol. The coding region runs from base 1550 to 2563 and encodes 337 amino acids.